UCCAGUCACUUCCUGUCACAAGGACACACAGACAGAUUAUCAAUGAGUCUAUACACACUUUUAAGAUUAUUGUGAAAGACCAUUUAAACAUUACAAUUAGUUACCGUAUCACACAAAAAACAUCACAAUUUUCGGUUUCAUUAAGAAAAGACUCUCCAGUAUGAUACAAAAUGUACCAAUAUACAGAAAUUUACAACCGAAGAAGAACCCUAUUAGCGAUGAUUAUCGAAUAACCGGAAGUGUUUUAGGGCUUGGUAUUAAUGGAAAAGUUGUAGAAUGUUUCCAGAAGACAACAAAUCAAAAAUGUGCCUUAAAGGUCUUGCGGGAUGUGCCAAAGGCGAGAAGAGAAGUUGAUUUACAUUGGCGGGCUUCAGGAUGUCCUUAUAUUGUCAGAAUAAUAGAUGUUUAUGAAAAUGUCUACAGUGGUCAGAGAUGUCUGCUUGUAGUGAUGGAAUGUAUGGAAGGUGGAGAAUUGUUCAGUCGAAUACAAGAAAGAGCUGACAGUGCAUUCACAGAAAGAGAGGCAGCAGAAAUAGUAACUCAGGUGGCUAGUGCCAUUCAUUACUUACAUUCCAUGAACAUAGCACACAGAGAUUUAAAGCCAGAAAAUUUGCUAUAUACAAGAAAAUCUUCAGAAGGCAUUUUAAAGUUGACAGAUUUUGGAUUUGCCAAAGAAAUAACUACACAUACAAAAAGUUUACAGACACCAUGUUAUACACCAUAUUAUGUUGCACCUGAAGUGUUGGGUCCAGAAAAAUACGACAAAUCAUGCGAUAUGUGGUCUUUAGGUGUUAUUAUGUAUAUUUUAUUAUGUGGUUACCCACCUUUUUAUAGUAAUCAUGGUGCAGCUAUUUCACCCGGUAUGAAAAAAAGAAUAAGGAAUGGGCAAUAUGAAUUUCCGAACCCAGAAUGGAGUAAAGUAUCAAAAGAAGCAAAAGAUUUAAUACGAGGUUUGUUGAAAACAAUUCCUGAAGAAAGACUAUCAAUAGGAGAUGUUAUGGGUAAUAAAUGGAUUUCAGACAAUACAAUUGUACCUGAUACACCUUUGUUUUCUGCAAAAAUACUGAAGGAAGAUGAAGACAUGUGGCAGGACGUUCAGGAGGAAAUGACAAAUGCUUUAGCAACAAUGAGAGUAGAUUAUGAACAAUGUCCAAUAAAGAACUUAGCAGACUCUGACAACCCUAUUCUUAAAAAACGAAAAAUGAGAAACGAAGAACAAAUGGUUUGAAAUGUCAUCAAUUAUUGAAGUUUUUAGUCAAUUUAGUCAUGUUGAGAAUAGCAAAAUAUUCUUUAUAAGUGAGGAAAACAGAUUAUUCAGAUGUUUUUGUUCUUCAUAUGAUUUUUUGAUCGUUUUUCAAAGGAUAGUUAAAAACAUACUUUUGUUUUAUAUACUUGUUAUGAUAUUUGUUAUAGUAAUAUUUUAGAUGAACUUUUUAAAAUGGAUACAUCUAUGGAUAUAUUUUUUUCUGAAUAUUUAUUAACAAUACAUUUUAAUGAAGUUCUGGAGAAUGUGCAUAGCAUUCAUGCCAGGUCUUUAACAUUCUAUCAGCUGAAGAAAAAAAAACAGUAUUAAAUAUGGAAGCUAUUUCUACAUGACAAAUAGUUCAUUACAACUUUGAGCUACUUUUCACACAGAACAACAGUAUUCUUCUUAAUUCUGCAGGCAGGAUUUGUGUCACAUUGUGACUUUGACACAUAUAGUUUUUAAAGUAUUGUUCUUUUCUAAGUCUGGAGGAAAAAGGGGGAAAACGAUUUUUAUCAAAAGUAAUCUUCUUACUUUAUCCCUAUUUGUGUAUCUUCUAAAAUAUAUGUUGUUAAGUGAAUAACAAUUGACCCAGGUGAUUUGUUAAUAAUGUUGUAGAGUAUCUGUGUUGCCAUUAACAUUGAUAAGUUCCAGCAAGAAUCAUGAAAUAAAUGUGAACUUUCUUUCUUGUUGAUUCAUUCACAACCUCUGCAUAAGUUUGGACUAAACUAGAAAAAUAUAAUAAAUUAGCAUGAAGAUGGGAUGAACAGAAUUUGUUUUCAGAACCCACCGUUUUCAGAUUCAAAAGGAUAUCAUAAGUGUUUAUACAGUAUUGUGAUCUUGAGCCUUGUAUUUUUGUUUUAUAUAUGUCAAUCUAUCAGGCAUCCCCUACCCCUUACAAAUUUUCCUUGACUAACCAUUAUGAGGAAUUGUGAUCAAAUAUUUUAAUGAAUACCGGUACAUAUAUAGUUCUUAAGCAUUUAGUUGUUUGAAGUUGUUCAUAAUAUGUCAUAAUUCAUUUCAUGAUCGAUGAAAGAUUUCAUCAAAAAUGUAUUUUGUCAAUAAAUAUAUAUAGUGACUUAUUCAUCAUUUCUAUCAAUUUUUAUGAAAGAAGCGAAUUUCGGAACUGACAGGGGACAACAAACAAGAUAUUUUCAAAACAAUGUGAAAUUACACUUUAUAAUAAAUUUCAUGCAUUAGGAGCACCUUUCUAGAUUUACCACACUAGGAAUGUAAAACCAGAACAUUUGAAAGCCAUGGUUGCAUAUAUUUGGGGCAAAGUUAGAAACUAUAUAACCAAUAUACACCUAAAGUGAAUAGUCAAAUUUAUUUCAUGUUAACUGUGCGUGAGAGAGUUAGAAACUUAGUAUCUUAAUAAUAUUUCUAAAUUUAUCAGAGGGAAUUAAUGAAAUAUUUUACAAAAUCAUGUCUGCUCUGAGGCACUGACUAUAAUGAUCUUACCUGUAUAUUUAUGUAUAUAACUAUUCUGAAUUUAUCUAGUAUUGCAUUUUCAUCAUACAGAAAAAAUUGCUAGAUCAUUGCAGAAUUCUAAGCAUUUAUUACAAUCUUCAAUUUCAUCAGUUUGAGAAAAAUCAAGCUAAGAAAAAUGUUCCCACGGUUAGACAGAAUAUUAAGUAUGCGAAAAUUGACUUUGAGAAAACAAUAGUUUAUAUUAUUGUGAAUAAUAUUUCAAGUUUAAACAAACUUUUCUCACUAAUGAGAUUGGAAAGAUCUUGUGACAUUGAGGUAAUUGUGUAUAGGGAAUUCAAGAGAAAAUUGCCUUUGAAUCAAAUAUUUUUUCCAAAAAUAUUACAUGUAGGUGUUCAAAACAGUUGAAUUGAGAUCUGAAUGGACAGGAGAUAUUGGAACAGUUUAAAUACAAUAUAUAACCUCUUCAUACAAAACAAUGUUAUACUCACAGGGAAAUUAAACAUUUCCUGACAUAUUCAUUAUAAUAUUUGUUAUACAAGUAGACACUUUAUAAAAGUUUGACCUUUAUUAUAUAUAUAUAAGACACAGUACUAAAAAUAGGUUGUGAUUUCAUACCAUUCAUACUAUGAAUACAACCUUUGAAACAACAUAUUGAUAUUUUUAGUGAACAUGUUUUAUAUUAGGAAGGCUUUUUUUCAAUGAUUUGAUAGAUAAUGUUGUAUUAUGGGGGGUACUACAUUGUUUUGUGUUUUCUGAUAUGUCCAGACUUUAUUUAAAAGGAUACUGGACAAAGUUUAGGAGGACCGAAGUUGGAUAUCUGAACUGAUCUAAUAUUUUUAUUUAAAAGAAUUUUAAUAUCAUAUAAUUUUUUAAGCUUUUAGAAAUGUCACACUAAAACACGUGUUUGGCAAAAUUAUUUAACACUCUGAUCUGUGAUUUUUUUAAAGCUUUAGAAAUCUAUUGCCAUAAUAGUUUUAGAAACUUUACCUGAAGCUGUCUACAUCACAGUAUAUCUGUGAGUGUUUACAAAGUGCAAUAGAAAUUUUCUCCUAUGUUAGGUGAAACGUGAAAUCAAGUACAAACUUCUAAUUGAAAGAGUUACUAUUUUCCCAUUGGAUAGUCUGUAUGAACAGUUUGACUUGUUUUGUUUAUAUAUUCAAUAGCUAAGAAGGAAUAUGUGGUUCACCAAUCUAAUAAAAUGUUAACCAACUUCACAUUUCAGAUAUUUAGCUGUAACUAGGAGGAAAAAGUAAGGUUUUCAGAUGCUUUUGUGUUUUCAAUAUGUGAUUCACUAUAAAUUAUAAGGAUCUUGUUUCACUUCUUUAUAAAUAUCAUUUAGUAGUCUUUGUAGAUAUCAAUUUUUUUUAUGUGCUUCAUAUAGAGAUGGGUUAUGCUGACUUGUUCAGAGUUUUCAAGAACUUUCAAUUUUAGACUAUUACUCAUAAUAGGGAAAGGACAUUGAAGAAAUUAAUUUGAGAAUUCCAAACCUUGUAAGUUUUUUCCAAAUAUAAGUUUGCUAUAUCUAAACUAAUUGUAGGAGUCUUGCUCUGUAGAUUUUGUCAUAUCUCCACGAACAAUGAGUCUUUUCUUGUGAACUUACAUAAAAUUUCGUCCUUGAAUAGCUGAACAUUAAUGAGUUGUAACAUAUGAGAAUUUUUCAAAUGUGUGUAAUACCUUCACCCUGUUUGUGAAUACUUAAAUUUUGAAACAUCUUGAAUGGACUUGAUCUUUUUCAUCACACUUUUCCUAAGUACUACUGUAUACAGAAUGACUUCAUUUUUAGUUAGUGGUGUGAUAAUUUUCUGGAUUUAUAUAGUACCUACUUCCUGUUAUCUGAAACUUCAAAUUACAAAUGGGGGCAUACUUAGCACAACAUGGUGUGCAGUAUUGUUCAGCAAUUAUAUAUUGAUGGUUUUCGUUAUUUUGCUACAGUUUCAGCCAAUCAGCUAUUUACUAAUAUUUACAUCUGACCUGAAGAGUGCAAGCAAUUGGAAGUGUGGUCCAGUAUAUUCAAGAGCUAAGGACUUCUUGAUGCUUAGCUGAUCAGGAUUGUUGGUACAGAAUGAAAGAGUUUUUCUUGAUUUACAUAGUGCAUAGUAGUAGUCCACAAAAAAGUUUAAAAGAUAAAUAUAAAUAGGGAUGCAUAUUUACAAAUUAUGAAAAGAUGGCUAAGUAAAUAAAAUGCCUUCCAAAAAUCAGAGCAGACAUUCUUCUGUUUGUCAAUAUGUCAAAUACUCAAAUUCUUAAGUCAAAGUAUGAGUGUUGUAUCCCAAGAUUUUCUGUUAUGUUAAGUUAAAGUGUACAUCAAUAUAAAAUAGAAAGAUGUUCUGUUGUUAUAAGAAUUACCCACAAUGCUUACUUGAUUUACUAUAUUUAGAAAGUUGUUACACUGUAUUGUCAUGAUUGUUAUAUCAUUAUACUUAACACUACUAUAUUUUGUUUCAUUGUUAAGAAUACUUGAACAAUUAGAGAGAUACUUGUGAAUUGUGAUAUAUUUUGUUCGUAUGAUUGAGAAAAUGUAAACAAUAAAAUAUUUGUAAUUUUUUGUGUAAA
Messenger RNA from Mytilus trossulus (common blue mussel), 5227 nucleotides. RefSeq names its product MAP kinase-activated protein kinase 2-like. Bases 161 to 1228 code for a protein of 355 amino acids. The record is from RefSeq and is a predicted model, not a curated record. Gene Ontology annotation, molecular function: calcium/calmodulin-dependent protein kinase activity; mitogen-activated protein kinase binding; ATP binding. The transcript is spliced from 10 exons. Gene Ontology annotation, cellular component: nucleus; cytoplasm. Gene Ontology annotation, biological process: peptidyl-serine phosphorylation; intracellular signal transduction; protein autophosphorylation. Lineage: Eukaryota; Metazoa; Mollusca; Bivalvia; Mytilida; Mytilidae.